Molecule: messenger RNA, 1788 nt
Organism: Rotaria socialis
Lineage: Eukaryota; Metazoa; Rotifera; Eurotatoria; Philodinida; Philodinidae
Source: the annotation of a GenBank genome assembly
AUGACAAGUACCGUCUACCGGUUCUAUGAUAAUUUAACACGAAAGAAAACUUAUGCAACCGAUGAAUUACAUGUUUCUGAAUUAAAACGAUGUUUAACUGUAUUCGACCUUAUUAUUUUGGGUAUUGGGUCAACACUUGGAACAGGUACUUAUAUUCUUACGGGUCAAGUAGCUCAUGAAACUGCUGGACCAUCGGUUAUUCUUAGUUUUCUUAUUGCGGCUAUUGCUUCGGUUCUUGCCGGACUGUGUUAUGCUGAAUUCGGUGCACGAGCACCACGAGCUGGAAGUGCAUAUACAUAUACAUAUGUUAGUGUAGGAGAAAUUAUGGCAUUUAUUAUUGGUUGGAACAUGAUUUUAGAAUAUGUUAUAGGUGCCGCAAGUACAUCACGAGCAUUAAGUGGUUAUUUGGAUUCUCUUAUUGGUUUUCAAAUGAAAACAUUUUUUAUAAAAUAUUUACCAUUACAUGCGGGAACAUUUUCUGAAUAUGCUGAUUUGUUUGCCAUGAGUUUAUGUCUUCUUAUAACCGUUCUAUUGGUCAUCGGUAUUAAAGAAUCAGCGUUAUUAAAUAAUGUUUUCACCGGUAUUAAUCUUACUGUUAUUGCGAUUGUUGUUAUUGCUGGUUUAACUAAAGCUCAUUUACAUAAUUGGGAUAUUUCGCCAGCUGAAAUAAAGAAUAUAACCAAUACUACAGGAACCAUCGGUAGUGGUGGUUUUUUUCCAUUUGGUAUUGAAGGAACAUUAGCUGGUGCUGCAACCUGUUUCUAUGCAUUUGUUGGUUUUGAUCUUGUUGCAACAACUGGUGAAGAGACUAAAAAUCCACAACGAGCUAUUCCAAUGUCUAUUUGUUUUACAUUACUUAUUUGCUCAAUAGUUUAUUGUUCAGUAUCGAUUGUUAUUACUUUAAUGGUUCCAUAUUAUCUAAUCAAUCCUGAUGCUGUUUUACCUGAAGCUUUUCAGUAUGUUCAUUUGUCAGCAUUGAAAUAUGUCGUCGGCGUUGGUGCAUUAACAGGCAUUUUUGCGUCAUUACUUGGUUCACUUUUACCGUUACCACGUGUAUUAUAUGCAAUAGCAUCGGAUGGUUUAAUAUUUCGUUUUAUAGCUUGGAUACAUCCACGUUUACAAACACCAAUGAUAGCAACAAUUCUUGGCGGUAUUGUAUCAGCAAUAAUGGCGUUAAUAUUUGAUUUAAAGAAAUUAGUUGAAAUGAUGUCAAUUGGAACUUUACUUGCUUAUUCACUCGUAUCAAUAUCUGUUCUAUUUUUACGUUAUCAACCAGUUGACGAUCCAUUAUUACCAAAUGAUGAAUUCGCUUCUCUAUCAGUGUAUAGGCAAUUGUUUAAACCGUCCGGACGUCGUCCAACAUUCUUAUCAGCAAAAUUAACUAAAUAUCUUAUAACUUGUUUAACUAUUAAUGGUUUUAUUCUUUGUGCAAUACAAAUAUUUGCUGGACAUCAUAUCGCUAAUAAAGAUCCAACGGCGAUAAUUGUUUUAAUAAUUUUUCUUAUAACAGAAAUUUUGUUUAUUAUUGCGAUUGCAGCGCAACCAAAAAAUCAAAAAUCAAUUUAUUUUCAAACUCCUUGUGUACCAUAUGUACCUAUAUUGAGUAUACUUAUUAAUACUUAUUUAAUUCUCAAAUUAUCACCAGCAACAUGGAUCCGAUUUGGUGUAUGGAUGUUUCUGGGUUUUCUCAUCUAUGGUUUUUAUGGUUUCUGGCAUAGUUCACAACGAUUUAUUAAUGAUACACAACGUCUUCUAUCUGGUAGUACAUCAUCAUUUAACGAUUCUUGA